Messenger RNA from Ostertagia ostertagi, 297 nucleotides. NCBI's taxonomy places the organism in Eukaryota, Metazoa, Nematoda, Chromadorea, Rhabditida, Trichostrongylidae. The record is from the annotation of a GenBank genome assembly.
AUGGUCCCUAACGGGUCGUGGUCGUUGUCGGCGGAGAUAAACGAGACCACCACCGAGAACUCCCACAUCCUUACCACCACAAUAUGGGAUUUCGAUCGACCACCUCCGAUCAAACAUGUUGGUCUGUUGCUGAUCGUGAUCCCGAUGGUCACGAUUCUCGGCAAUCUACUCGUCAUCAUAUCUGUGCUGCGAUAUCGAGCUCUACAAACCGCGAUCAACUUUCUGAUUCUCGGACUCGCCGUAGCCGACCUGCUAGUCGCACUGUUCGUCAUGCCAUACGCGUCUAUGUCCAUGUGA